GUAUAAUAUUCUCCUAAUCAUAUGCAUUAUGAGUUUGAUUUAAUGUAAGUUAAAGGUUAUUAGACCACCAAAUCUAAUAACAGAGAAUAUUGAUUAUAGUAUUGCCAACUUUGGGUAGUUUAUAUAUUGUAUGAAAAAUAGAAUAAUACCAUUUGGACAUCGUUUAAUGGGAGCAGUAGAUAUGGCUAUACCUAAAAAUGGAUGUAGUGAUCUCUAACCUACUUAUGGAGCUUAAUUUAUUUUAAUAGAAAGAGGUGAUUGCACUUUUGUUACAAAGGUUAGGAAUGCAGAGAAGGCUGGGUAUUCAUUAGCAAUUAUUGGAAAUAAUAAUGAUGAUCCAUUCUAAUCUGAUUUUGAAAUGGCUGAUGAUGGUUAUGGAUAUUAGGUUAAUAUAUUAAGUUUUAUUUUAGGUAUAAAUACCUUCCAUAUUCAUUAAAAAAAAACAUUUUGAUUAAUUAUAAAAUAAAGCAUGGAAUUAUUCAAUAGCUGAUACUAAUGAUGAAAAGAUUAUGUUACUUUUAAAAUUUGAUGUUGUCAAAUCAGAAAUUGUAUCUGUUAUAUUUGGAUUAAAUUUAUAAGAUAGGGAGUCUUUCAAAAUUAUUGAUGACUUUAAACCAUAUUAUAUUAAACUUUAAGAUCAAAACAUUAAUUACACUCUUGUAUAUUCGAUAAUGAAUUUUUAAUCAGAAUCUUAUAAAAAUAAUGAAACUAAUCCUGAUUGUAUAUGCUAAAAUAGAUAUUGCGCAUUUGAUCCUGAUGGUGAUGCUAUUGGAACUGGAAAAGAUGUAGUCAAUGAGGUCUUAAGAGAAACAUGUAUAUUUUAAAAAUAUCCUUAAAAAUGGUUUGAAUAUAUGGUAAAUAUUAGAUAUAAAAAUAGGAUCAAUUCAAUUUCAAAUGUACCAGAGUUUAAUCCUAUUCAGUUUGUAGUUAAUAAGUGAUGGAUAUGGUAGGGAUUCCUAAAUAGGAAAUUAAAAAUUGUUUUGAUGAUUCCUUUGUUGAUUAAAAUACUUCUUUACCAACCAAAAAUGAUACAAACGUAAUCAAUAUUUUACUGGAAAAUUAAUUACAUAUAUAAUAGAUUGCUGGAAUGAAUGGAUAUCCAUCAGUUCUUGUCAAUGCAUAAACCUACAAAGGUUAAAUCACUGGGAAAGGAAUUUUUGGAGAGAUUUGUAACUGUAAAUUAAACAUCUAAAUAUAGGUUUUGAAAAAACUCCCAAAUUAUGCAGUUUUGAAGUUGAUGAUUAUUCCUCUCCUAAUGUAGAUGAAUCAUUUACUCUUUACAUGGUGAUUAUAACUGUUAUAGUUGUUAUAUUGUUAGUACUUGGAUUUUACUUUUUGAGUAAAUUGAUCAAAAAAGAUAGUUAAGAAGUCACACAACCUAAGGUGAAUGAGAUGGUUAGUCAAUAUAUUAAGUUUUAUGAGGGGAAGGAUAAACAGAAGGAAGGUUCUAUUUGAAAUAUUUUAUUGAUGAACAUGAAUUCAAUUUAAC
Paramecium sonneborni is the source of this 1489-nucleotide messenger RNA. NCBI's taxonomy places the organism in Eukaryota, Ciliophora, Oligohymenophorea, Peniculida, Parameciidae. The record is from the annotation of a GenBank genome assembly.